Molecule: messenger RNA, 615 nt
Organism: Vicia villosa (hairy vetch)
Lineage: Eukaryota; Viridiplantae; Streptophyta; Magnoliopsida; Fabales; Fabaceae
Product: early nodulin-like protein 20
Exons: 2
Coding region: 133-615 (160 amino acids)
Cellular component (GO): plasma membrane
Molecular function (GO): electron transfer activity
Source: RefSeq, a predicted model, not a curated record
AACACACAAAUUUUGGCUUCAAUUUUAAUCACAUUUUUUUACAUGAAUUUUGCCACAAAAUUAAGUUAUUCAAUUCAUUCAUUCGAAAAUUCAAAUACUUUCAAUAUAGUAACUAGAUAGGCUUUGUAGAGAAUGGAAUUCGGUAGAAAAAUAACAAUAUGCUUGUUCAUGAUGAUCAUAAUGUGGUGUUACGCAAUCGAAGGUAGAGAACCUGUGUUGCAUAGGGUUGGAGGUGGAAGGUAUACUUGGCGACCAAACGUUAGCUUCACAAAUUGGACAAGUUAUGAGCAUUUCUACCAGGAUGAUUGGCUAUAUUUUGGAUUUGAUAGGAAUGUUCAUAAUGUUCUUGAGGUGAACAAAACAAACUAUGAGAAUUGUAUUGAAACGGAUUUCAUAAAGAAUGUUACAAGAGGAGGAAGAGAUGUUGUCCAACUGCUGGAGAUGAGGUCGUAUUACUAUAUAUGUGGGAGAGGUUUUUGCAACAAUGGAAUGAAGGUUGAAAUAAAUAUUGAACCAGAUCUACCACUUUCUCCAACCAUUUUCAGCCAGGCUUCUUCUACAGCAAAAAUGAAUGUUUUGUUUUCUGUCAUAGGUUUAGCUUGGAUCUUCAUAUAA